This is a messenger RNA of Cyprinus carpio (common carp), 901 nucleotides long. RefSeq names its product secretory phospholipase A2 receptor-like. The transcript has 3 exons. The coding region runs from base 77 to 901 and encodes 274 amino acids. Lineage: Eukaryota; Metazoa; Chordata; Actinopteri; Cypriniformes; Cyprinidae. The record is from RefSeq and is a predicted model, not a curated record.
GAGAUUUAGUGAAAGAAACUGAUGUCAGAUCAGAGGUUUAGAGCAGCUUAACACUUUUGAUUUUCCUGCAGCAGGAAUGCUGUCCAAGGCUUCAUGUGACCUGUAUCGAAUCGUCCUGAUCGAAGAGCCAAAGACAUGGACAGAAGCGCAAUCGUAUUGUAGAGAGAAAUACACGGAUCUGGCGACGGUUCAGAGCGAUGAAGACAGAGCCAAACUAAAGGAGGCAGCAAAUGCUGUGAACUUUCAGUCUGUGGCCUGGAUUGGUUUCUACAGAUCCGUUUGGGGUUGGACGUAUCAAAAUACACCGAUCAGCUAUGCGAUGUGGAAACCCUUGGAGCCGGACUUGUCCAACACAAAUGAGGCCUGUGGGUUUGUAAAUCAGUUUGGACGAUGGGCUGACAGAUUAUGUACUGAGAUUGACAACUUCUUUUGCCAAACUGACAGACAGGACACACUUCAGGACAAGUUUAAGUACAUUGAAACAAGACUGAACUGGCAUGAUGCUCAAAUUUACUGCAGAACACACUACGUAGACCUGGCCACCAUUACAGACAACACAGAGAACACGUUCCUCGCUAACAUACUUUCUAGCAUGGGACGCUACAAUUCUUGGAUCGGCCUGUACAUGAUCCCAUUGGGAAACGAGGAUUGUGUGACAGCCAAUACUGAAGUACUGAUGGCUGAUGACUCCUGCUUGACUCCACUGCCUUUCUACUGCCGCGAAAACAGGAAAAUACAACGUGUGAGAUUCACAGUCAAAUCAGACGGACAUCUGGACGAAUCUGCAGUGAUGGAGGCCAUAGAGAAGAAGAUGAAGCAGAUCCUCUCCAGAUCAAGACAUGGAAAUCACAUCCAGCAUAAAAUGGGGUGGAUUGUCCAACCUGAUGGGAAAGAUCUUUAG